GUUCCUGCAACAAAUUCCAGAAACAAGCAAGCGACUGACUGGGAGAAGCAGCGCCUCCGCUAAAGAUCCACCGAUAAACGAAGGAUCUAGCGAACGAAGAGCAUACCCUCGCACAAGGAGACGCCGCCUCUCCAUCAACGACCUCGCGAGACCUCUCCCAGAGUCCACUACAUUCCACAGCAACGGCAUUCCGAACAAGUCUGUCGAUCGACCAAGAAGAACAUCCACGCCGCUUGAACCCACACCAGCUUGCACCACGAUGAAUAUUUCCAUUCCCAACACGAAGUUUUCCCACUCAGACUACGAAAGCAAGAUGAUGGAAGCACAGUCUCUCUUCCGACGCGUCGUCAAGGCGGAACUGCAGCUGCUUCUGGAUCAGAGCAUUCCUAGGGACUUGGCGGUAAAGAAUUUGCUUCAACGUAUCGUCAAAAGCGCGACCGACCCGUCCGAGAGCGAAGUGCGCAAGGUCAUGUACCAGUUCCAAAUCAAUCGCGACGACGCUGUCCGCGCCCUCAUUGUCAAGCAAGAACUUGGGCGGUUGAAGCAGCGUGGCUUGAAUUCGUUCGCGGCGAUCAACGAACUCACGUUAAAGAUGCAAUUGCUGCUCCCAUUGUCUCCCAUGAGUAACCGAGACACAGACGACGAAGCUCCAGAACACGUUGUUCCAUCAAUCCAAGACGCAGCCACCGCCACCCCUUCCUCCACUGCGAUUGACGUGGCAAACCCAUCCGUCCUUUCCGACGCGCCACAUCAUCCCACCACCACCGAUACAUCCCCCAUCAAACCAAAGCGAAAAAGAAAGGCAAUGGAUUUGUUGACGUCGCCGUCCCACGGCCUUGCUACUAGCGCUGCGUCGUCGUCACAAGAAGAACCCCGCGUGCCUUCGCCGCCACCGGUGCUUGCAGAACUCGACGACGUGAAUGCUGCUGCGUUGUCGAAGGAAGUGUCAUUGUGUCAGCGCAUUGGCAACUGCUCCAUCUCGUCGUCGCCCGUAGCUACUCCAGACGCGUCCUCCCAGUCGUUGGUGUCAGUGCCGAAAUCGUCUCGCAAACGGCGCAAGGUGGAGGGUGGCGACAAAGCCAGCGUCAUGGGCGACAAGUCACGAUACGGCACGAAGAAAAAGUUGCAUCUGGACGUGGACCACAAGUUCAAAGCGCAGUUCCACGACAACUUUGUCAAGCUUACCAGCAAUCCCCCAAACAAAUCUAGCAAACGAGCGUGGGCCAAGAGCAGCAGCAGCAGCGACGCGACCACCAUCGAGAAUGACUCCAUCAUGGACGACGCUGCUACCACCCCUCGCUAUAACCCCAAGAAGCACCGCACUGAUUAAGUUAACACGACGAUACCAGUUGAUGGAUCUUUGGAACAUGUUUUUGCCCCAUUGAACCAACGAUGCGAUGUCGUCGUCCUCCAAGGAUAGCGCCAAGUCGUGUAAAUACAUGUUAAAUACUGGUAGAUGGGAUGGUCAAGGCCUGUACAUGGCGUCGGGACGGCUGGCUGUCUCGGUCGAGUUGUCAAAGGGAAUGCGCAGCGGGUUCUGGUCCGUGUACAUGGACGUCCCCAGCGGCCCGACUUGGACGCCUCGGAUCUUGUACUCGAUGUAGUUCAAGCAAUGAAUGAAACUGUCGACGGGACGGCCGAUGGGGUCCCAGUUGGCGCCUUCAAACUGGAACCACGAGUCGUUGCCGCUGGUGGUGCCGGUCAACAACGUGUCAAGGAGGUAACCUUGGGGGACGCCGUACUGCACGUCGUUGGAAAAGUGCGACGAAAUCCGCGAAUACGUCGACGUGGAAAUGGUCCGGAACAGUUCGUAGAAUCGACCUUGGUCGUUCUCGACAACGACAUGCGCGCCCUUGACGAUCUCCAUCAUGAGCUUCCGCUUGCGACUUACAAGCUGGGUGAAGAGCGUGCCCAGAAGCUGCCGUUCGAUAUCGAUGGGUUGCACGGCACGCGACUCGGGAAUGCGCAACUCGACGAUGCCUUUGGACACUGCAUGGGGGAUGAAGUCGGCGUUGACAAACGCGUUCAUGAGAUCAUGGAGCGUCGCAUCGAGGGUCAUACGUUGCAUCAUGGAGAACAACAGCAGGACGCAUGCUACUACAACGGCGACAAGGGUGUAAAAAAGUGACUUGAUGUGAUGGUGGUGGUGGUGACGUUGUUUCCGACGUUUGCGGUUGUGGUGAUGAUGAGGCGCCUUGUGAUGCGGCGGCAGUGUGAGGCGGUCGCACACAGGAAGGCAAGCUUCGAAGUCCACGGAUGUGGUCUCAUGUGGAGGCAUCUACUAGGACCCUUCUAGUCCCUUCCGCGAGGACCGAAGGAUAUGCGCUGAUGAUGAGCGAGAAUGAGUGAGGAGGAUGAG
Aphanomyces astaci is the source of this 2359-nucleotide messenger RNA. RefSeq lists its product as hypothetical. Lineage: Eukaryota; Oomycota; Saprolegniomycetes; Saprolegniales; Verrucalvaceae. The transcript has a single exon. The record is from RefSeq and is a predicted model, not a curated record. Bases 260 to 1330 code for a protein of 356 amino acids.